AUGAGUUCCAAUCCUCCACCAAUUAAUUGGUGUGAUAUCCAUAUUGGUACUUUACAAAACACAAACAUAUAUUCUGAUGAUAUUAAAAGGUUCAAAGCUGAUUAUAAAUCAGUUACAGGCUUAAAUGCAUUUGAUGCUGGUAUUGGUGAAAAUCCAUUCUUGAACAAUGAUCUUUAUCCUUGUAAAGUAUCUUUAUACAAAGGUGAUCCAACUAACCCAAGAGAAAAGGCUUCAGCAAAUUUUUAUUCUCUCUUAUGUCCAUUUUGUACAACAUCUUAUAAUUCUCAAAAAAAUAAAGUUGAGACUUUUUUCGAUAUUUCAAAUGGUGAUUAUGAGAGACAUUUAAGAGAACAUCAUGGUGUUUAUACAAAUGAUCUAAAGGCACCACAACCAUAUAUCGGUAAUACGUUGGUCUUUAAAGAUGGUGGUAAUGGCUUACCAAUUAAUGAACAACGUGAGCUAACAAUCACUUGUCCACAUUAUUUAGAAACUUAUGACGGACAAGCAUGUCUUGCAAGUUUUUCAUUUGAUAAAGAUUCAAAAACUCCAUUUGCUGAAUAUUUUAAUCAUUUUCAUCAAUGUCAUGUGUUACAUGAAGAAGAACCAUCAGGGACAAUCCGUUAUAGAUCAACUUAUCGUUCUGGUGGUGAUCAAGGUAAUAGAAAUUUGAUACGUAAUUAUUUCAUUCCACUUCAUUUAAAUUUAUAUUUAAUCGCAUUCAGAUAUUACUUAGAGAACACUAAUAACUAUAGAGAAAUUAAACCAUUACUUGUACCAUCAUGGGAUGAUGAACUUUUCCAAGAAGCUAUGAGAAUAAGCCCAAAUCCAUCACAAAUUCACCCUUCAGUGAAUCUUGAGCUGACCCCUUUACACAAGAAUUUAACUUCACCAUCAGAAGAUUCUGAUUCUGAUUCUGAUAUUGAAUCAGUUUUUGAUGAUGAUGAUGAGCAACUUGAAUUGUAUGAGGAAGCUGAAGAAGAAAUACCUGAAGCUUUGGAUAGUCCUGCUCCAAUUUUAGAUAUUUUAGGACCUCAUCUUGAUGAUUUUCAAUUUGGUGAUUUUCAGGACUUUAAUGGAGUAGGUGAUAUCUUUGGUAAUUUGUUGAACUUUGGUGAAGUAGGUGAUUUACCGGCCCUUGUUGAUGAUGAUGAUGAUGCUGAUGAUGUUAAUGAUGAUGCUGAUGAUGAUGAGCUUGGACUUUUAAAUCACCUUGAAAUUAAUCAAAUCCAUGAAGUUUUAGGUCGACGUUUAGGGCUUAGACGAAAUGCUUUUCUCAAUAAUAUUAAUGAUAUAUACAUGGGAGAUCCAUUAGAUCCACCACUACCUGAAUUUGUUGAAGAGCCUCAAAAUGAAGAAGUUUUUGGUGAUUAUUAUGAUGCAAAUCUUGAUUUUAUUGAAAAUGUUGAAAUUUCAGAUGAUGAAGAUGAUGAUGAAGAUGAUUUUGAAUUUUUACAAGAUGAUUAUGAUGAUGAAGUUCACUUUGAAUUUGCAGAAGAUGACGACAAUGAUGAUGAAGAUGAUGAUGAAGAUGACUUUGAAUUUUUACAAGAUGAUAAUUAUGAUGAUGUUCACUUUGAUUUUUCAGAUGAUGAAGAUGAUGAUGGAGCUCACUUUGUAGUUUCAGAAGAUGACAAUGAUGAUGAUGAAGAUGAUGAUGACUAUGAAUUUUCAGAAGAUGAAGAUGAUGAUGAAGAAGAUGGCGAUGAUGAAGAUUUUGAAUUUUCAAAAGAUGACGAUGAUAAUGAAGAUGAUGAAGAUUAUGAAUUUUCAGAAGAUGAGGAUGAUGAUGAAGAUUAUGAACCCUUAGAAGAUGACCUGGAUGAUCUUAAUGAUAUCCUCGUUAAACCGAUAUAUCCACCACCAGCUUUAAUCAAUGUCAUCAGAGAAACAAGAAAGAGAACAUGA
This is a messenger RNA of Hansenula ciferrii, 1905 nucleotides long. RefSeq names its product DUF4451 domain-containing protein. The record is from RefSeq and is a predicted model, not a curated record. Lineage: Eukaryota; Fungi; Ascomycota; Saccharomycetes; Phaffomycetales; Wickerhamomycetaceae. The coding region runs from base 1 to 1905 and encodes 634 amino acids. The transcript has a single exon.